AUGGCAGAUAAUAACUAUGCAUUUUACAUACAUGGAGCCGAGGAACAAGUGUGUUCUGGAUACCUUUACAAAUCUCCGCCGGAAAAUCAGUUCAAGUCCCAGAAAUCUUGGAAAAGGAGGUUUUUUGUUCUUCUAAAGUACACAGAUAACAUAUGCCAACUUAAGUACUACAAAAAUGAAGAGAAGAACAAAACACUGGGAGACAUUGACUUGUCUAGAGUCACAUACAUGUUCUUGAACCCCGAGAUGCAUACAAUGUGGAAAUGGAUUCAUAACAACUUCAGAUGUCCUUCUUCGUGUGUAAUGUUUAUUAGAGUACCAGAAAGAGACUACUUCCUUAUAGGAGAAAACAGUUGGGAGAUGGACAAAUGGUCUACUGCUUUAUUUGACAUCUUAAACCAUCGUCCACACAGACUGUUGGAUCCCAAGACAUUUGGGUUGAAGAGACACAUCAGUGAACCUCUGCAAUCAGAAAAUGACAAUAAGCAGAAACCUGAGUGGGGUCAAACAAAAUAUGUUACACAUGAUCUGCCAUCAUCUGAGACCAAUGAACCCAUCUACAGUUCUCCGAUAAAACUGAAGAGUAUUAAGAGUUUCAGAACUAACUGA
Molecule: messenger RNA, 609 nt
Organism: Carassius gibelio (silver crucian carp)
Lineage: Eukaryota; Metazoa; Chordata; Actinopteri; Cypriniformes; Cyprinidae
Gene: plekhs1.4
Product: pleckstrin homology domain containing S1, tandem duplicate 4
Exons: 8
Coding region: 1-609 (202 amino acids)
Source: RefSeq, a predicted model, not a curated record